AUGAGCACCAGCCUCAAACGCAGGGGGAGUCUGCAAGACGGCGAAGAGCCACUUAAACGCUCUAGGAAGCUUGUCGAAGUCGUACCAGAUGGAGAUGUCCUACUUAAGGUUGGCGAAGGGGCGGAUGCUCUUGAAAUACGAGUCUCGGGGAUGGUCAUCAGCCUUGCGUCAGAUGUCUUCUCUCGAAUGCUCUCGUCGUCAUUCACUGAAGCAAGGUGCAAAGAAAUUGAGUUGAGAGAAGACGAUCCAGAGGUUAUCCUGGACUUCUGCAACAUUGUCCACCAUAAGAUCGAGAACCUCAACCAUUGCGACGGCUCAAGGCUCUUGAAGCUUGCAGAGUUGGCGGAUGCACGAUUCUGUGUGAAGACGCUAAGACCCUGGGUUGUUACGAGGCUGGGUGGUAUAUUAGAAGCAUUCAAGGACAAGCAACACGACCUCACCGCAACUUGCAAGAAUCGAAUCUCGCACAAGAACUCACUUGAGCUCCACAUCGAACAGGGCAUAGGCCUCGCUGCAGUUUUCAAGCUGGAUGAUUUGUUUUGGUUCGCGACGAGGCAUAUGUUACUUCUGUGGUCAUGUUCUCCUUGUAGUCGCAACCCAAGAAUACCUUCAUUUGCCGAGCCAGCUCUUCGUUCGGGCCAAAUCAGCCUUCGAGAAAUGCUUGACAAGCUCCGCAAGCAGCGACUAUAUGACUUCCUUGACGACGUCUUCCAGUGUGUUGGCAAAAAUUUCGACAAAGGCUUCAUUCAUCCGCGGUUGAUUCCGCGGCGGACCUGUUCAGUCAGCAGAUACGGCUCCUUCAUCUUGUGCUUGGCUCGCAAGAGUAUCAAACCAGGAGAAGCUGGAAAAUAUCAGAAAUCAAUUUCCCAGGCGAUGGCUGCGGUUCGGAGUCUCUCACGGCAAACAGGGACCUGGGAGGAGCUAUUGAGACCCGGAACAACGGAAUUGUGCACUAUGGGCGGUAGAGAACCCUGUGUGUUCUGCCAGAGAGAUAUUGCGUUCGAAUUGUCAGUGGUCGUCAAAAGACACUUGGACACGAUCCCAGGGGCCUGUCUUGUCUGCUUCACUACUGGUAGGGAGGUUUACUUUCACGCCACUCGCAACCACGAGAAGCACCAGGGUUGA
Molecule: messenger RNA, 1125 nt
Organism: Fonsecaea multimorphosa CBS 102226
Lineage: Eukaryota; Fungi; Ascomycota; Eurotiomycetes; Chaetothyriales; Herpotrichiellaceae
Exons: 2
Coding region: 1-1125 (374 amino acids)
Source: RefSeq, a predicted model, not a curated record